UGCUACCACUCUCAUCAGUCUUUCAACAUGACUCCACUUCUCCUUCUUCUCCUCCUCUGCUCCGCUUCGGCCUCCCUCUCCCACGCCGCCACAGCCUACCCUUCCAUUCCUGGCACCACCCCCGUCGGCGUCUCCUCCGGCGCCCCUCUCAUCCCCCCUCGCCGUGAAGUCUACGGUGACGGCCGAAUCUUCGACAUCAGCCACCGCUUCAGCCCCGACAUGCCGGCGUUUGAAUCCGCCGACGGUGUCGGCCAGUUCCUGUGGCUCCCCAAAAGCAUGAAGAACGGGUCCAUUGCUAACAACUCAGAGAUGAAGCUCCCCACCCACACUGGGACCCACGUCGACGCCCCCGGCCACGUCUUCGAUCACUACUUCGACGCCGGCUUCGAUGUUGAUACCCUCGAUUUGGAUGUCCUCAAUGGUGUUGCUCUGUUAGUUGAUGUUCCGAGGGAUAAGAACAUUACUGCGGAAGUCAUGGAGGGCUUACAUAUUCCCAAGGGGGUACGUCGUGUACUUUUCAGGACUUUGAACACAGAUAGACGGCUUAUGUUCCAAAAGGAGUUUGACAGCAGCUAUGUGGGAUUUAUGAAGGAUGGAGCUAGGUGGUUGGUGGAGAACACUGACAUCAAACUUAUUGGAAUUGAUUACUUAUCAGUUGCCGCAUAUGAUGAUUUGAUUCCAUCCCACCUUGUUUUGCUAGAAGGCAGGGAGAUCAUUCUUGUAGAAGGUCUAAAACUUGAUGACAUCCAACCAGGAAUAUAUUAUGUCCAUUGCUUACCUUUGAGACUGCCAGGUGCAGAAGGGUCACCUAUCAGAUGCAUUCUUAUCAAAUGAUGCGUUUCAUUUAUAUGCUUGUAACAACGGAUAGCUCCAGGAAUGUUUCAUUGAAUAAGAUGCUAAAGACCUAGUUUGAAGAAUUACCAAUGAAGAUACAUGAGAAUAUUCCUGAAUGUAAUAACCAAGUAUUUAUAUCCUUAGUUUCAUAGCAGAGUAGUACGUGUAUCUAUUGUUUAUUCUUAUAUGUCAUCAGUAGUGCACUUACUGUUAGAGAGUUUGGAGGUUUCAAACUAAUUCACAGGUUCUAUAUGUUGAAGUUGGUUGUUCACUGAAGUGAUUUCCGAGGUUAUCAAAUUUAUAUAUGGAGGUGUUAGUAGCGUAAGCUCAUAGCCUGCCCCUUUGUAGA
Messenger RNA from Argentina anserina (silverweed cinquefoil), 1183 nucleotides. Its product is annotated as cyclase-like protein 2. The transcript has 7 exons. The coding region runs from base 28 to 834 and encodes 268 amino acids. Lineage: Eukaryota; Viridiplantae; Streptophyta; Magnoliopsida; Rosales; Rosaceae. The record is from RefSeq and is a predicted model, not a curated record. Gene Ontology annotation, molecular function: arylformamidase activity.